Messenger RNA from Athalia rosae (coleseed sawfly), 3198 nucleotides. RefSeq lists its product as uncharacterized. The coding region runs from base 1125 to 1955 and encodes 276 amino acids. The record is from RefSeq and is a predicted model, not a curated record. Lineage: Eukaryota; Metazoa; Arthropoda; Insecta; Hymenoptera; Athaliidae. The transcript has 5 exons.
UCUCUGUGGUUCCAUUGCAUACCACGUUUCCGUCUCUUUCAUUCGCAAGUUGGCCUUGUAAUUAAUCUGUGAGAAGCAAAUUACUAACAAAAUCUAAAUACUAGGUGAUCGUCUUAAUCAGCAGGUACCAAUUUAGGUCAAGGUAAAAUAAAUCUACCGUCAGCCAGACAUCAUUCAACCAGUCAAUCGUACUUCAUUCGAUAAACUUGAAAUAUGUGGGCCAAGUUUAGUGUCACAAGCUUCUGCCUGCUACUAAUAAUUGUCGGCUUAGUUGCUGGGCAAGAUACGACAACGGUAAAGGACGACACAAAAGAACUAAACGAUGCGCUGGCAAGUUUGGGCCAGUUGAUAUCUCGCUGGACUGUUGCAAUUGAACAGGUGGGAGAAGCAGAUCUCUUCUCCGACGUAAUAAGAAAAAAGCUGGACAUUCCCAGAAGGAAACCAACGACUCGAAAAGGAACAGCUACAGAAACUCCAACGCCCAGUGACGACUGAUGAUUAUCUCAGGAGUAAAAAAUUGCGGAAAUUUUUAUCUACGUACAUUAUUUUGCAUUAAAUGAACUAUCUAAUUAAUGUGACCUCUGAGUUUUUUCAUGUUUUAAUUUACCUUAGCGUCAAAAGAUCGCCACACUCAUAAAAUGAUUGUAAAGGCUACGCUUUGACGAUUAUCAAUAUGUCACUGAAUUAUCUAGUACAAUAAAGAACUAAGUUUCUAAAUUUAUAGGAAUAGAUAAUUACUAUCUGAAUUUUCAAUAUUUCGUCCAACUCCUGACUGUAGGCCAUCCAAAUUACACUUUUUUUUCACAAGCACACUACUGCUGGAACGAAAUGACAAAAUUUGAUGAUCACCUCUGACUUUUAUAAAAAUCACAUGGCCAAGGGAUACUAUAAUGGGGACGCCGCUAUUUGGUGCGACAGAAAAGUCUGAAACGAUUUGAACCUUUGAUUAGAAUGUAAAUGCACAGGACAUAAAAACGAUGCAAAUUAUAGUGACGGUAUUCAUGCGCGAUUUGAUAUUGAUCAAUCGUCGUCCAUAGAAACUUUAUCCUAGCAGUUAAAAAUGCUAUUGCUGACGAAUCAGGAUUACGAAUGUGUCAGUGGUCCGGCGUCUUUGAUGACCUAUCAUGAAGUUAUCCAGGUCAAUGGGGCCAAAAAUCAGCGCGGAAUUAGCAGAACUCUUGGAUCGGCUGGAAUUAUCGCCAAGUGUGCUUCUCGAAGAAGACGCCCUAGCCAUUGAUAAGAAUUCAUCGUAUUCGUCAGGCCCUGGAUCGAUUAAGGACGCUGACAGCAGCCUGGGAUAUCCGCAGGAAUUCCUGGAAUCGAAUACCAUAGAUAGGAGUGCAUUACUCGAAGAAUUUCUAGAAGCCAGAGCCCAGAAUAAAGUCCACGUUGAGCGCAACGAUUUUUUCCACGAUCAACUAGUCAAACACUUCAGAAGAAAAGAGAUGACGAGAGUCUUCGGAGAGCCGAACGAAGCACAUCCUUUGGAAACUAGUUACUUAAAAAAGUUAUCGAACUACGAAGUUUUGCGCGAAGAACUUGAAUCUGGGGAGGAAGAAUUCAAAGGAGAAAUCACGAUACUGCGAGACAAUUUGAGCAAAAUAAAUGACGAGGCAGAUGCUGCUCUGGAGGAAUUGGUCGCGAAAGAACGAACCGCUGGUGGUCAAUGUUACGCGAACGGAAAAUUGUUCGCCGCCAAAGAAAUCCAGGCUCUGAUUAAUCGCCAGCUUGCUAAAAUGAAAGAGAUAUCCAAGAAUCGUAUUCGAUAUGCCCGUCUGAGAGAUCAGUUGGUCGAGAAGGAGAUCGUUUUCGACACUUUGAAGAUCCUGACACCAGAUUUGGACCAGAAGGAUUACGAGCGACUACAGGCUGAAAACUUUCACUUCAAAUACCAAUUGAGAAUUAAAGAAAUAGAUGCGCAGAAUUUGUCGAACAGGCGUAAAGGUAUUCUUUGACAGUUGAAAUGGAUUCGACUUAGGCGAAAGUCUGUAUUCAGAACCGUUCAAAUGCGACAACUGCAAUUAGAUAAAUUAAAAUCAAACAUCGGUAAAACAUAUGGUCGAAAACGGGCCAGGAGGAUGAAAAUGAAAGAGAUUAAAAAUUACUUCGAAAAGUUCGAAAGUAUCCUCGGUCUACGUAUGUAUCCAGAGGUGCAUGAGAAUAUGAAACAACUUCAAGACCAUCAUCGAGCAUGGCUCGAAAAAAUCGCAACUUCGAUGGAAAAAAUUAAGGAGAUUGAUGAUCGGACGAAGAUUAUAAAACCGCGUAAAGCUCCUUGUGUCAGGAAAGACAGAGCUGACAACGAAGACUCUGAUGAGAAUACGUCGUAUUCCAUAAAAUCUCGUCGUCCGCCUCUGGGCGGGGGAUUUCUGCAAGCCCGGUGAGGUUGUCACAAUCUAUUACACGGUCCACGGGAACGCGUACUUGAUGAAAACGGGUAAGAAUGAGAACUGCCAUUUUUUUGUAAAAGAUUUUGUAAUAAUUAGUUUAUUUUGGUGUUAUUUGGUGUACAUUAUUUGUCAUUGAAACAGUAAUUCUCGUUAUAUAAAUCAACCGUUGUGCGUAAUACAUACGUUGUAUUAGAAUGUCAGGAAUUUAUCGACUACGUGAUAAUCAAUUGGACCUCAGAACACUAUAUAUUCAAUUAAAUAAUCGUAUCCUUAGUGUAUAUGUGAACAAUAAUUGAACGUUAAUAUGAUUGAUGAAGUAAUCCUGGCAGUAUAAUGAAAUUAUUGUUAAACCUACAUUAAUGCACCUAUAUGUAUAACUAUGUAUGUAUGAAUAUAGCUUGAGAACGCACAUCGAUUGCAUCUGUUAUACCGGCCAUAUAGGCACCUCGAAUAAUAAUAAUGAAUUGAAUGACCGCGCGCUUAAUUUUGAUCAAACGGGACACUUACUCGAAGUAGUCGAUCGUUUUUUCAUGCGGUCCCUAAUCAAUUAAUCAGAAAAUGAGAUGCCUUUGACAUGUGCGAAUAUGAGUCUGCGUAAAUCUCUGUAUAGUGCGUAUAAAUUCCAUUAUUCUUUUAGUCUUCGUUAUACAUUUAGCACAAUUAUUUUUACAAUUAAAACUUCCAUAUGAUGAUUAUUAGUCAUUGGUGGCAUUAAAAAUGUAAAUAUUUCAUAAACAUUAUUAAUUCACAGUUAAGACGUUAUGUUUACAUUUUGUUUUUGUUUUUUUUUUUGUUUUUCUUUCCUCUC